GUGGGCUGUGAGAGAGAACAAGAGAAAUUGAUGCAUGGAUCUAUUCAAUGGUAAGAUUUGCUUUUUACUUUUCUUGCAUGUGAUUCCAGUCACGAGAUCGAUGCUUAUAUAAGCGCGCGCAUAUUAUCUUUGAUUAUAUGUAGGUCACCUUAUAGUUAUUUUAUUCUGCAAUAGGGAUGACCCCACAACAUUGGCAAGCCAUCAUUACCAAGAUACCGUAAAACGGUAUACUAUAAAUCUCAAAAAUGUGUAGAUCAUAUAAUUCGGAAUUAUAAUUAUUUGACCACAUUUGAUUUAAUUACAACACAUAUGCCUAUGGUUUUCCAUAUCUAUAUAAAUGUAUAUAUGUUCCAUUUCUUAAGCUAAAUUGUAUACAGAUAAUUUAUCUCAACAUGCUGCAAAUGAAUUCAACUACUAUACUUGAUACAAAUCAAUCAACUACUGAAACUAAUAAUGGUUUCAGUAGUAGUGGUACUACUAUUACAACUAAUACAUCUAUGGUCACUACUACGGCUGGUUCAAAACAAAAGAUUAAAAAGAAGUUAAGAUGGACGGCUGAAACAGUAGAUAACGAAAAUGCACAUAAGAAAUCUUCAAAAAUAUGUUGCAUCUACCAUCCCCAUGAAUCGGAGGAUAUGGAUAUUGAUAUGGAAGAAUUCGAUGAAAAUCACUAUUAUUAUUAUAAUGAUGAUGAUGAUAAUGAUGGAAUAUAUAAUGAUGAAUCUGACGAAUAUGAAUCUUCAAUAUACUCAUCAAAUAGUCAAAGUGAUUCAACAUCAAUUGAGAGUCAACCAAAUGCCUAUGAGUAUCAACCAUACUAUAAAAAUAAAUCUAAAGUAUCAAAUUCGAAGACUUUUAUUUAAUUGGUAAUAAUUUUUCAAAACUUUUUAACUAAGCUGCUCCACUGUUCUUGUAAGGUAAUUUUGGCUAUAUAUAUAUUUAAGUAUUAGUAUUUACUUAACGUAUCGCUUGCAUUAACAAUAACUACCUCUGUAUAUAAAGAGGCACCAGAGCCCCGUAAAAUCAUGAUUUAACUAAUUUCUACUAGAAGACGAUACAUCCAUUCAAUUGUACAUAUAUAUUAUUGUUUCAUAAUAUUAAAAACUUA
This is a messenger RNA of Scheffersomyces amazonensis, 1108 nucleotides long. RefSeq names its product type 1 protein phosphatase-activating protein YPI1. The coding region runs from base 393 to 863 and encodes 156 amino acids. The record is from RefSeq and is a predicted model, not a curated record. Lineage: Eukaryota; Fungi; Ascomycota; Pichiomycetes; Serinales; Debaryomycetaceae. Gene Ontology annotation, molecular function: protein serine/threonine phosphatase inhibitor activity; protein phosphatase 1 binding. Gene Ontology annotation, cellular component: nucleus. The transcript has a single exon.